AUGAAUCCUUCCGGUUUCGGCAGUUUGAAUUCCGGGCUCCAUGGUUCGGGCGAGAACAACGUCAAUAACAACAUGGGCUUCCACUCGUCCUCGGUUGGGCGUGCGGCGCCGGGUAAGGGAGUUGCGAGACCUAGAUUGGUGAAGGUAAGAAGGCAAUUGAGUAGUCAGAACCCGAAAUCAUCUUCCGGUCCCGGUGCGAAUCCGUUCCUUGGUGUGCCCGGCUCUGGCGAGUCUGGAGGUGGGAACGCCGGCAAUGAGGGGUUUGUGUUUGGAGCUUGUAGGAGUAAUUCGGUUGGGAGGUUGAACCUGGACAAGGGGAUUCUUGAUGAGAUGAAAAGCUUGAGUCUUGGUAGUCAGAAUGAGUUUCUGAAUAGGAGUUCGAAUGUGGGCAAUGCUAGUGGUUUUGUGUCUGGGAGUGAUCGGAAUGCAAGUUCUGUUCUGGAAGAGAGCUUAAGCAAGUUGGAGAUAAAAGACCAUCAGAAUGCUGCCAGUAAUGGAAUGUUUAGGUCAAGUGGGAAUGAUGGUUCAUUUGGUAGUGGGAAAGGCCCGGAAUCCUUGCUGCCGGAUGAGUUAAUGAAGAAGUUGAAUAUUGGGAAGAACAGUAGCUCUGGUAAUUUUGCUUUCAGUGUGGAGUCUACGAAGGGGUUUACAUCUAAGCCUGAUGAAAGGAGUAGAAGAAAUGUGUCAUCUGAAGGGUUAGGGAACGAGCUUUAUGAUCGGAUGAAAAACUUGAACAUGAAGGAAGCUGCAGUUGUUAAUGAGGCUAAUCUUAGUCAUAAAGUUAAGGAUGGAAAUGAUAGUGAGAGGAAAGAAAGAUCUGUUCUUUUUGCAGAGGGAGAGAGAGACAACAAAUUGUUAGAUGACAUGAAUUUUAAGUUGAAAAUUGCAAGUGCAAUGGGGGGAUCAGCUGGUCCAAAGGUUCCAACUUUUCCUACUCGAAUCUUUGGACAGGGUAUGCAAACUGGAAAUAAGAAUGAUGAGAAAUCACAUGAUGUGAGAGGUGUGGAUGCCUUGGGGUUUACAUUUAGGGAAGGGUUGCAGAGUCAUGAUCCAAGUCGCAGUCACGCUCCUUUAGGUCAAUCAAAAGUUGAUAGGCAACAGGCUGAAGGUGCAGGGCCAUCUACUGCAUUUUCAUUUGGUGGUGUUCCCUUGCCUAAGAGUGCAAAUGAGAUAGAAGGGGCGGUACCCUUUACGGGAUUCAGAACCCCUGAUCCAAAAGUGAGCAGCUUCACUGGCGUUAAUAGUAAGGUUGAAUUUGGUGCUAAGCUAAAGGAUUCGAAACUUAAGAAAAGAAAAAGCAAGGGGAAGCAUUCUACAAAAGUGCAUCUUUGUACUGGAUUAGAAUACAGCUCGAAGGAAGCAUCUGAGGCUAGUGACUCUUAUUCACCGAUGGAUAUCUCUCCAUAUAUGUUAUCAGAACCACGGUGUUCCAGGGACUCGUCAGUGGCAUCAGAGGAGUCUUUCAGCACCAAUCAACAAGUUGCAUCAAGUGAGUCAGAGCAGCGAGAAACUUCGCUGAAUGACUCAAUGGAAGAUCUGGUUGUUGCAGCAGAACACAUGGACAUAAAUACAGCUUUAACGGAGGAAGCAUCUGAUCACCGUUAUGGUAAUAGUCUUGAUGCUGAUGCUGCUCCUCCAGAAGAUUCUGUUUCUGGAGCCGAAACUGAAAGCUUUAAGUCUGCAAAUGAAGAAAUAGAUCUCAUUAACGAUGGUGUGGUUAAUUCAAGAGAAAAGGAAGCUAGUUCAAGCAAGUGCAGUGAGGGUCAAGAUUCUGAAAUGACCACUCAAUUCUUUUCUGCUGCUUGUUCAGAAGAUUCAUGUGCUUCGGGUUUCAGAUUUGCUGCCUCUUCAACUGCGCAGUCAUCUGUUAAACCUCACCCUAAAAAGAAGAACUCCCAUCUUUCUUUGAAUACAAAGAUCCCGUUUGCUUCCUCCUCUUUUAAGUUGAAUUCUUUCUCUGGAGCUUCGCCGCUUUUGUCCCCGGCCAAUGACUGUAGAAGUGGUCUAUCCAGCCCAUUGCUUUUGUCCCCAGCCAUAGACGAUAGAAGUGGUCUGCCCAGCUCUUUCCUUUUGUCCCCUGCCAGUGACAAUAGAGCUAAUUUACCUAGCCCUUUGCCCGUGGUUGGUGAUAAUUCAGAGAUACUUAGAGGGAAGGAAGUCAAGCAAGUUUCUGAUAUUAGCUCUGCUGCAUCUGUUGCAGCCCAAGAAGCUUGUGAAAAGUGGCGGCUAAGAGGGAAUCAAGCAUAUAAAAAUGGGGAUCUGUUGAGAGCAGAAGAUAGUUACACACAAGGGUUGAGUUGUAUUCCCAGAACUGAAAAAUCCAGGAGCUGCCUUAGAGCUUUGAUGCUCUGCUACAGUAAUCGUGCAGCAACGCGGAUGUCUUUGGGGAAAGUGAGAGAUGCACUUGAAGACUGCAAGACAGCUGCCGGAAUUGAUCCUAAUUUCCUGAGAGUACAACUUAGAGCUGCAAGUUGUUACCUUGCUUUGGGUGAAGUUGAAAAUGCAUCAAAUUUUUUCAAGAAGUGCUUGCAAUUAGGAAGCGAUGUAUGUGUGGACAGGAAGAUAGAAGUAGAAGCAUCUGAGGGACUACAGAAGGCACAGAAAGUGAUGGAGUGCAUGCAACGGUCUUCCGAGCUCUUGGAAAGGAGAACACUGAAUGAUGCAGGAAGCGCUGUAGAAGUUAUAUCUGAGGCUUUGGUCAUUAGUCCAUUUGGUGAUAACUUAGUUGAAACUAAAGCACUGGCUCUCUUCACGCUUCACAAGUAUGAAGAGGUAAUUAUGUUAUGUGAGCAGACUCUUGAUUCUGCCAAAAAGAAUGCUCCCCCUGCUGACUGUGAACCAGCUCAUGCUGACCCUUCUGCACUCAAGAGGGAACCCUCCUUCAUGCUCUGGCGCAGCCGCUUGACGUUUAUGUCGUACUUCUAUCUUGGGAGGCUGGAGGAAGCCAUUAGUUCAUUGGAGAAACAAGGGGAUCCGAAUUCUGCUUCUGACUGUCUCUCAAAUUUUGGUAGCAGUUAUCUGGAAUCGUUAAUACCAUUAGCUUCCACGGCGCGGGAACUCUUACACCAUAAGGUUGCAGGAAAUGAAGCAUUUCAAGCAGGAAAGCAUUCUGAAGCUAUUGAACACUAUACUGCUGUUCUGUCAUGCAAUGUAGAGUCCCGACCUUUCGCAGCUAUUUGUUUCUGUAACAGAGCUGCUGCGUACAAGGAGUUGGGGCAACUUACUGAUGCGAUUGCUGACUGCAGCUUUGCAAUAGCACUUGAUGGAAAUUACCUGAAGGCAAUUUCUAGACGGGCCACACUAUAUGAGAUGAUAAGAGAUUAUGGGCAGGCAGCUAAAGACCUAGAAAGACUGUUAUCUGCACUCACGAGACAGGUGGAUGACAAAACUAAUCAGCUCGGUCAAGCUGAUGGGUCUACACACUUGCUAAAUGAUCUAAGACAAGCUCGUCUUCGUCUCUCCAAUUUAGAAGAAGAAGAUAGAAAGGAUAUUCCAUUGAAUGCCUAUCUCAUCUUGGGCGUUGAGCCUUCUGCAUCAGUUGCAGAAAUCAAGAAAGCAUACCGGAAAGCUGCUCUUAGACACCAUCCCGACAAGGCCGGUCAAUCCUUGGCGAGGGGUGAAAAUGGCGAUGAUAGACUCUGGAAGGAGAUAGGAGAAGAAGUCCAUAAAGAUGCCGACAGACUUUUCAAAAUGAUUGGGGAGGCAUAUGCAGUCCUCUCGGACCCUGCCAAGCGGUCACAAUAUGAUCUAGAGGAAGAGAUGAGGAAUGCACAGAGAAAACGUGGCGGAAACAGCACCUAUGGUAGAGCAUAUCAAGAGACCCACCACAACUCUCAAUUCGAUAGAGGUGGUGGUUCAAGGAGACACUGGAGAGAGGCUUGGCGAGCAUAUGGUCGAUAA
Messenger RNA from Linum trigynum, 3900 nucleotides. The record is from the annotation of a GenBank genome assembly. Lineage: Eukaryota; Viridiplantae; Streptophyta; Magnoliopsida; Malpighiales; Linaceae.